Molecule: messenger RNA, 645 nt
Organism: Linum trigynum
Lineage: Eukaryota; Viridiplantae; Streptophyta; Magnoliopsida; Malpighiales; Linaceae
Source: the annotation of a GenBank genome assembly
CCUCUCAUUCGGGUUGGGAUUUUUUUUCCUCUCUGAUCGAUCAGGUGCAGAGCGUGAAGGUGGUGAUGAACAUGCUGAUGUUUCAAGGGAUGGUGGCGAGCGGGAUCGGCGCGGUAGGGCUGUUCGCCAGCGGCGACUGGAAGGGACUCGGGAAGGAGAUGGAAAACUACGAGCUCGGGAAAGUUGGCUACGUGAUGACGUUAGUUUGGACCAGCGUGCCGUGGGAGCUCUUCGCGGUGGCGACGAUGGCGUUGGUCUUCGAGGUGAGCUCCGUCUUCUCCAACGCCGUCGGCACCGUGGGGCUGCCACUGGCGCCGAUCAUGGCGGUGGUGAUAUUCGACGACAGGAUGAGCGGUGUCAAGGCGGUGGCGAUGGUGCUGGCGCUCUGGGGCUUCCUUUCUUACCAACACCACACAGGUCGGUAACCAGAUCCCAAAAUCCAGCAACAGCGAGAAGAGAUCGAGAGACGGAGAGGGGGUGGGUGGGGACUGAAAAUUUAUUUUUUUAAUUUUAAUUUGUUAUUUUGUGGGGUUUACCUUUUUACCCUUAAUGAACCUUGUUGUUAGUAUAACAACACUAUGAGGGUCGUUAUACUAUCGGGACCCCUUGAUUACUUGUUACAAGUAAUGAAAUUACUAUUCCUUA